This is a messenger RNA of Oncorhynchus keta (chum salmon), 6017 nucleotides long. RefSeq names its product golgin subfamily A member 6-like protein 22. The transcript has 7 exons. The record is from RefSeq and is a predicted model, not a curated record. Bases 1 to 3042 code for a protein of 1013 amino acids. Lineage: Eukaryota; Metazoa; Chordata; Actinopteri; Salmoniformes; Salmonidae.
AUGGUGACAGUCACCAUUUGUUUUGCAACCACAUCCAGCUCCAAGAGUCCUAUUCAAUUGAAACCUGCCCCAACAUCUGAGCCACCGGCUAGUACCAUAUCUGACCGAACUGGAACCUCGGAGGCAAAUCAAGUCAGUGAAUCUGAACUGGAUGAACAUGGCAACUCUGAUUCAGGCCACUCCGCUACUGGAACUGAGGCUGUACCAUUACCAUCGGUCACCUCAGCUCCCCUUAAACCCCAGUCUGAAGACACUGUGAGCGAGCUCACCUCUGCGAUCGUCAGAUGUCACGCCGGGGAGGAUCAGACAGCCCACUGGGGAGGAUGCAGGAAGCGGCUGUCCAUGGGGCUCACCUCCAGGUUUGAGUCGGCCGGCCUCUCGUGCCCCUCACAGCCACCAGCCAAAGAAAACAACCAGAAGCAGGAACAGGCGACCAAGAGAGAGACUGCGGUCCUCAAAGUGUCGGUCCUCAGGACCAAGGAGGAAGAGAAGAUAACAGAUUCACCGGAGACACCGUCUGACCCGGAGUGCAGACUCAAGCACUCAGCACCGCUGAAGGAAGAGAGGUUUGGAGAAGGGGUAAAGGAGACAGGAGAAGAGAAAGUGUUGAGCAUACAACGGAGGAUCAGUUUGCUGCUGGACUCCUCCUCGAGGCCAGAGCCUCUGACCAAGAGGGAGGAAGUUCCUGAUCCAAUUAAACAAGCAGACGGUUCUGGGGGUGUGAAACAGCGAAUUAAAGACUGGGCAUUAGACACACCUCCUGUUCAGGCAUCCAAUCAGAGGGUGGAUGUUGCCCCUCAACCAAUCCCAUGCAGAGUUCACUGUGUGUUGAGUGUCACUGGGGGGUCAUUGGCGACGAGCGAAAGCGUUCAGCUAGCUCCCCGAGAGGACAAGGCUUCCACCCUAUGUCGCUCAGGACGUUCUGGGAUAAAGGUUAAUAGUGAGGAGAUAGAAGAUGAGGAAGAGGAGGGAGAAGAAGAGGGAGAGGAGAAGGGGGCCCAGGUGCCACUCUACAAACCAGUAGGAAGACUUCUUCGGAUGGAAGAUGGAGGGAAAAAACAAGAGCUAGUGAUUGAUCAAAUAGAGAAAGAUAUGGAGACCAAGGUGCAAGAGGAGGAAAAACUUAAACAGCUGGAGCUAGAAGAGAGACAAGCAGAGAAGGAAAGGGAGAAAGAGAGGAAACAAGAAGUUGAGUUAGAAAGACAAAAACAAGUGGAGAAAGAAAAGGAAAGGGAGAGACGGAGCGAGAAAGAAGAGAGAAAGAUGAAAGAAGAGGGGAGAGAAAGACAAAGAGAAAUAGAGAGGGAACGGGAUAGACAGAGACAGAGAGAGGAGGAAGAGAGGGAGAGAAAGAGGAAGGAAGAGGAUAGGGAGAGAGAAAGACAAAGAGGGGAGGAGCGGGAUAGGGAGAGACAGAGAGAGGACGAAGAGAGGGAGAACAUGAGGAAAGAAGAGAAGGAGAGAGAAAGACAGAUAGAACUUGAGAGGGAAAAGGAGAUACUGAGAGAGGAAGAAGAGAGGGAGAGGAGGAAAGAAGAGAGGGAGACAGAAAGACAGAUAGAAGUGAAGUGGGAAAGGGAGAGACCGAGAGAGGAAGAAGAGAGGGAGAGGAGGAAAGAAGAGAGGGAGACAGAUAGACAGAUAGAACUUGAGAGGGAAAGGGAGAUACUGAGAGAGGAAGAAGAGAGGGAGAUGUUUAGAGUGGAAGAGGAGAGAUUGAGAGAGGAGGACAAGGAAAAACUUAUAGAAGAGGAGAGGAAAAGAGAAAGAAAGAGAGAGGAGGAAAAGAUGAAGGAAGAUGAGAGACAGAGAGAAAAAGAGCAGGCAAGAGAAAGACAAAGAGAGGAAGAGAGGGAGAAAGAACAAGUGGAGUCCCCAGUCCAAUUGAUCACUCUUGAACCUGACCACUCUCCCAAGCCAGAGCUUCCUUCUCGUUCCCCUUCCAUCCCCAUCAUAGAACCCAUACUGAAGGAUGAGGAGCAGCCUCACAUCAAGGUGGUCUACAGCUUUUCUAACAAAGAGGAGAAAACUCUUCUCGAGGUGGUCAAUGAUAAUUUCUCCAUCAAGCUCGGGAGGUGGGGGUCUCAGACCAGGCUCCUCGCCGACUGUGCCCAGGAUGAGACAUCUUCCCCUGGAAGGUUACUGGGCCUCCAGAAAACUGUUGUUAACACCCAGGAAGCACUCAACGUCAAAUCUCAUCCAGCCGAGGGGAACAUAGAGUGGGUAGUCCCCACCCCAGAGAAUAGGAUGGAGAAGGUGGAUGAAGAAGAGGAAGCAAAUGUGGACACAGAGGAGGAGCAGUUGAAGUGCUGUGUGGGGGCGGGAGAGGGACAUGACACAGAGGCUCUGAUUGGCGGAGAGCUAGACAAGCAGUAUGGGGGAUGUGACACUAGACUGUCUGAGGAUGACAGUCUGCAGACGACAGUGGAACAGAUCUCCCCUGUCACACCAGAUGAGCCUAACAGCACAUCUCCACUAGAAGAAACAGAGGAGCUAUUAGCCUUUCCUGAUAUUUCUCCUCUAUUGGACACCAGUGCUCAGCGUGCAAGGGCAAAGCUGAGGAAGAGUCGGAGGACCCGCCCCCCUCGAGCUGUCCAUCAGAACUCUACCACAGCAACGCUUGAGGAAAACCGUGUCCACGACUGGAGGUUCUGUGACUCCUCAGAUAAGGUGGACUCUCUAACAAGGGGAGAUUGUGAGUCUGAUGAGGAGCAGCCCAGAGGGAGGGAGGUAUGUUCACCACCUUCCCAGCCCCAGAGAAUACCCCUCUUUUCUGGAAUGGACCCGUCCGCUCUCAAGGCCCAGUUAAAGAAGCGAACAGGGGGAGGAGUUAAAGGAGCAGAUACAGACAGUCAGACAGACAGUCUUGCUCUGUCCCCCUCUCAGCUCUCCCGCUCUCCCGGAUGUUCCUCCUUCCUCCCCAGGACGUCACAGAUACUACCCCCUGUAGUGAACAAAGAUGGAGGGGGGGACUCGUCUCCUUCAUGGCUGCAAGAACUCAAGUCUAAAAAGCGCUUGAGUCAAUACAACAGUGAGGACUAGCUGAGUGGAUGGACCUCAUUUUUACACCAGCUAUUACAAUCAAAAUACCUAUCUGAUCACAUUCCCCUUCCAUACACAUCUUAAAGUGUUAGUUAACUCAAAAUAAAGCCUAUAGCUUGUUAAAGGUUUGCAGUCUGACGUCAUCAGACACACUUUGAUUUGAGUGAACUAUCACUUUAAAAUAUGCCCUGUAUCUGUGUCAUGUAAAUGAGCUUUUAUUCCUGUUUACCUCUAGGAGAUACCACCCAGCUAGCAGUUCAGUUCCUUGGAACUUGUAGGAAUGUAUGUUUUUGGUUUUACCAUUGGUUCUGGGAACAAAGCCAUUAGUAUCUUGACCGGUAAAACGAAAAGUUCUGAGAAAGGAAGUGAAAACGUGGUCUGUUCUGGAAACUUACAUUCUUAGGUUGCAGAGAGAUUCUGAGAAGCUUUCCUGGGAGGUUUUAUAUUAACGUUCUGAGAACGUAAAUUAUAGGUUAUUUGAAGGUAUUUAUAUAACGUCCUGAGAAAGUGUUUCAAUAUGACUUUUAAUAACACUGAUAGCUUAGUUUGAACUCCAAGAACAUAUAGGACACAUGGAAAUGCAUUUUCUUUUAUUGUGCCAGAGUCUAACCUAUGAUCUCCUGUUUUUUAUCCAUGGAAUUAGUCAACUGCGCCACCAGGAUGGAGCUAGCAUGCCAUGGUUGUUUUUACUCAUACAAAGCUGAUCAUUUUAAUCUAUUCAAAUAGACCCCAUUUCAAAGGUAACAAGCAUUAAUUAAGUCCCCGUAUGGCCAAUUAGUGGGCGUAGCCAACACGUAACAAGAUAGAGGAUAUAGAGUUGUGUUAAUGCUGAGAACCGAAUGUAUAUGUUUUUAAAUAACAUUCUUUAGAACGUUCUCUGAAUGUUAGUAAAGUUUUUGUGUUUUUCAUGGAGAAUGUUCUUAACGUUCUCUGAACAAUUUGAGAACAUGAAUUUAACUAGAACCUGUAGGAAACGUUAUGCUGAAGUACCAAAAUUGCCACAGAAAAAUGUUGUUUCUUAAUGUUCUUAAGAACUAUUGGAGAACAUUCUCAAUGUCAAACCGGUUGGAGAACAUUCCUAGAAUGUUACCAAAAUUGUAAUGAAAUAUAACCAUGUUUGAACUUUUUGGAAACAUUCUGUUAAAGUAAUGAAAUUCCAAGAAAACAAUGUUUUCUUGUGAAGUUCCUUAAAUGUGCUGAGAAUGUUCCAAAGCCAAGCAACUAUCCUGUACCAUUCCCAAACAGUUGUGAGAAGGAUGCAUGCAAAAAUAACCAUAGGACAACCACGCUCUCACCAAGCUCUAAGAAACAUAUGGUUCUCAGAACAUUGUGUGCUAGCUGGGCAUUGACUUGGAGAUCAUCCAACUGAUGCUGCUGUUGUUGCUGACAAACACCCCUGUGACAAACACAGCAGUGACCUGGACUCCCUCCAAUUGUGUGCCUUUCCAGAAACUCCCUUUUUAUUAUUGACAAUCUAUUCAAGACAAUGGAGAAGCAUUGGAUACUUUCCUGCCCUGCGUUGUGACCAUCUCUUCGACUUUUCUAUUCGUCAAAGGAAUUAUAAGCAUGUAGACUAUUUGCAACACACACACACACACACACACACACACACACACACACACACACACACACACACACACACACAGAUUAUUUGCAACAUUUGGACAAGUGCCUCUCAUCCCAUAUGUUCUAGACUGUAUCUUUCCAUCCAUCCAAAUUUGCAUGUCAUAUUCUGUGUGGGAGCUUGACGUAAUUACCUGUUUAGGUCAUGCACACAAAUAUCCACAAUGCCACAAGGUUCACAUACAUACUUGAAUUGUACAUCUUUUGGCACCUAGCCAAUGGAACUUUCCUUCUUUCUCAAUUGAUCUCUUGUUUUGAACUAACCCGUCGGUUUCUUUUCUCUGUUAUGUUAUGCACUCACUCGCUGCUCUGAUGAGCUGCUCUUGAUAAAAGUAUCUGGUAGAUACAACGAUAUUAUCUCUACUCUGUCCAAACAAGAAAAGGAGAGGAAUAGCUCUGUCUGCACUCUUGUUGUGGUUUGAUUAGAGACAAUGUCUCAACACCUGUGUACAAUAGGUCUUUCAUCUGAUCUCAGCCAAUAACAAACCAAUACACAUGUGCUUCCUCUGCCUGCCAUGAUGCCCAAAUCCUGCAAUAGUGCCAUAAAGCACUUUAAGAGUGAUCCAUUUACAGUAACAAUGACGGGUGCACUAGAAAAUAAUUGUAUACAAUACCAUUCCCCGUCCAUAGGUGCAGACUGACAUUGACAAAAUGAUGUCUAUCAAAUAAUAAGUACUAAUUUUACACAUUCAGAUUCAAGUAUAUUUGGGCAAGGUCCUAUUGUAGUUGCAUUAGUAAUAAACAUGUUGAUCUGGUAUGUCUGUAUGUAUUGCUGUCAGCCACAGAUAAGAUCUUGUUUCUUCUGAGUGUUGAUCAGCUGAUAUUGUUCAUUGCUGCCAGAUCUAUUAAGGAGUAUUUUCUAUCCGUGUUUUUUGAAAAGGUGCAAAUCUCUAACAUUUUCACUUUCAUAUUAUCUUCAUAACGUUCACUGGAAUAAUAGAAAACACAAACAAUGCACACACUCAGAAACGCAUAUACUGUAGGCCUAUAUACAGUAAGAAACAUAUUUUGAAUGGCACCAUAGUGUUUUUGACACCUACACCUAUUUGUCUACAUUGACUGUGUGAAAAGUGGGUAACACCACUUGACACCCAAUGUCAUAACACGUUAUGAUAUGGCCAUAACCAUGUCAUAACAGCUGACAUACCUUGUCACAAUAUAUAUGUAUAUAUGUCACAGCAGCUGUAAAUAUAUAUUUACACAUUUAUUCAAAUAACUUUUUUUGCAUGCCAAGAGGUUUCCUUUCGUUUGAAAGUUUGUUUCUUAAAUCCUUUGAUGUUGUUGUAAUGAAUUAUUUUUAAAAUAACUUGUAGAAAAAUAAACUUUUAUGACACUGUCAUGAAGAAUUGUGA